Messenger RNA from Danio aesculapii, 1362 nucleotides. RefSeq lists its product as uncharacterized. NCBI's taxonomy places the organism in Eukaryota, Metazoa, Chordata, Actinopteri, Cypriniformes, Danionidae. Gene Ontology annotation, cellular component: plasma membrane. The record is from RefSeq and is a predicted model, not a curated record. The coding region runs from base 85 to 1017 and encodes 310 amino acids. Gene Ontology annotation, biological process: G protein-coupled receptor signaling pathway; cellular response to fatty acid. Gene Ontology annotation, molecular function: G protein-coupled receptor activity. The transcript is spliced from 2 exons.
CAAGGCCAUUGGUUUUUACCAAGACUGAUAACAAAGAAAGAGUCAUUGUUGGUGUCUUGGGAAGAACCUGCAGGGCCGACAGCAAUGUCUGAAGACUUUGUUUGUGAGGCGUUUCUCACAAUAUACAUCAUCACGUUUCUAAUUGGUUUUCCUGGUACUGUGCUUGCAUUGUGCUCAUGUAUUCGCAAAAUUGCCAGCAAACCAAUCCCUAUUGACUUAUUGAUGUUGAAUCUUGCCAUUUCUGACCUCAUUUUCCUCUCCUUUCUGCCCUUCAAAAUGAAAGAGGCUGCAGAUCAGAUGACCUGGAACAUGCCUCAAAUCUUCUGCCAGCUCAGUCUCUUCAUGUUCCUUCUCCCUUUCUAUUCUAGCGGCCUAUUCCUGACAGUGAUUAGCACUGAGCGCUAUGUGUGUGUAGCAUUUCCAGCAAAGUAUAAAAGUCCAAAAAGAAUCAUUUAUACAAUAAUCACAUGUGUUGCCAUUUGGGUGCUUGUUGUGGGAUACUCAGUACUUCCUUACAAGGUGUUAUUUACAGAUUCUCUUGUAGCGGACAACACUACUAAUCAGCGCACUCUGAUGGCGGAACCUCAGAGUUGUUACCGUAAAUUUACAAAAGAGCAGCUCAAAGAAUUGCUCCCAGUUCGGCUGAGUAUAGCAAUGUUGUUUUUCUUUCUUCCUCUGCUCAUUUGCUGCUUCUUUUAUGUUAGUUUCAUUCGUAUUUUGACAAAUUUGCCUCUAAUCAAACGGCAACGUAAACUCAGAGCUAUUGGACUGGUUGUUGGGACGCUUCUUGUUUUCACCACUUGUUUCGCACCCUACAAUGCUUCCCAUUUAGUGGGCUUCAUCAAAAAAGAAAGUCCUGCUUGGGGAAUGAAAGCUUUAAUGCUGAGCACUUUAAACGUAUGUUAUGACCAGAUUAUAUUUUUCUGUAUCUCUAGGGAAAUGAGAAGGACGAUCAAAGUUUGUGCAAAGGCCAGUUUUCAGUUUUGUGUCUAUUUGAAGCGUGAAGUGUGUUGUUAAUGCUGUAAACUUGAAAAAUGGCAUCACCAAAAUGCCUUCUAAUUAAUUUAUUAAUUGUCAAUUCUAAGUUUCUUCCUAUACACUAUAUACGUUUCUGGCUAUAGUUUGUAUGAAUAAUUUUCUUUGCAUGAGACUGGCAUACUGUUAUAAAUGUAUUAAAAAGUAGUAUGGAUUCAUUUAAUUAAAAAAUAACCUACUGUACAUUACUGACCUGAGAACAGGAUAAAACAAUAUAGGAAGGGGAUACACCAUUUAUGUUACUUAAAAAGCUAAGGCAAGUUGUAAAUAAUUUUUCAAAGAUAUUAAACAACACACUACUACUUUACACUACUACUUUACUAUGUU